Messenger RNA from Chara braunii, 3017 nucleotides. The record is from the annotation of a GenBank genome assembly. NCBI's taxonomy places the organism in Eukaryota, Viridiplantae, Streptophyta, Charophyceae, Charales, Characeae.
UAUGACCCCCAGGUUCUACUCACCUCCUACCUGAGAUGCUUUGGCAGGUGAGGCCAACAUCAACAUGCACAACUUUCCCUUGUUUAACAAGAAGGCCCUAGACCUGGAAGCAAAGAUAGGGCAUGGUCAGACACCCACGACGGAUGGUAGGAUAAAGUCACUGCCUCCCAACAGGAAAGCGAAGGGACACAUCAUGUUCAUCGACAACGAUGGUUCUACCAUCGAGUUGGACGACGACUUCCAGGCGGGAGUGGGUUCAAAGGCAAGCAGCGCAGAAGCUUCAAGGGGUGGAGUAGUCGCUGCUGUAGCUCAGAAAGGCGAGCCAGUGAAAAUGGCGCCGGAGAUAGAGGGAGUAGUUGCCAAGUACUCUGAUCUAUUUGAAGAGCCAACAGGGGUUGUCGAGAGGGAGGUCGUCCACGCGAUAGAGAUUAUCCCAUGGUCUAGCAUCCCGAAGGGUAGGAUCUAUUGGAUGUCUCCAGACGAGCUUGACGAGCUUCGCCGACAGCUCAAGGAAUUCAUAAAGAAGGGUUGGAUCCGGCAAAGUGUCUCCCCUUACGGAUCACCAGUUUUAUUUGUGCCAAAGAAGGGGGGUACGCUGAGGAUGUGCAUUGACUAUAGGGGCCUCCAUGCCAUCACUGUCAAGAAUCGAGAGCCCCUACCGCGCAUCGACGAUUUGCUAGAUAGAGUGCAAGGGUGUCGAUACUUCAACAAGAUAGAUAUGAAGUCCCGGUACCAUCUGAUUGUAAUGCGGCCCGAGGAUCAGCACAAAACCGCUUUUCAGACCAGGUACGGUCUGUACCUGUUUGUUGUGAUACCUUUAGGCCUUUGCAAUGCUCCUCGCACCUUUCAGCACGCUAUGAAUCGGAUUUUUCAUGACCACUUGGAUAAGUCUAUCAUCGUGUACCUCGAUGACAUACUUAUUUUUAGUAGGACUAUCGAGGAGCACGCUGCGCACUUAGACAAAGUCCUCAGUCUCCUUCCGCAGCACAAGUUCAAGAUCAACGGGGGAAAAUGCGAGUUUGGUCGCACCCGGAUCUUGUACUUGGGUCAUGAGAUUUCUGCGGAGGAUUUGAAGCCCGAUGACGCGAAGGUGGCCAACAUUCGUGAUUGGCCGCGUCCUCAGUCUGUGAGUGAGAUGAGGUCUUUCUUUGGGAUGACCGACUACUACCGUAACUUUGUUAAGAACUAUAGCAUAGUGGCUGCCCCUUUGACUGACCUGACUCGCCUUGACACCCCAUGGGAGUCGACAGACAGGUGCAAGGCUGCUUUCAGACAUCUGAAUCAUGCGUUGACACAUCAUGAGGUCUUGAAACUUCCUGAUCCUGACAAGCCAUUCAUAGUAACCACGGAGGCCAGCCCAUAUGGCAUUGGUGCCGUGCUAGAGCAGCAGGAGGGGCCAAAGUUGAGGCCAGUAGAGUACAUGUCCAAAAAGAUGCCCUCUCAGAAGUUGGUUAAGUCCACCUAUGAGAAGGAGCUCUAUGCGAUCUACAAGGCGCUCUCCUUGGGAGUCGUUGAGCAGUAUGACUUCGAGCCCCAAUACAUCAAAGGUGAGUACAACAAGGUUGCUGAUGCGUUGUCGCGUGGGCCAAACUUCUCUGGUGCGCUGAUCACUGAGUUCGGGCUUGCGGACGAUGUCACUCGCUCUUUGGUGGAAGCCUAUCGCGAGGACCAAUUAAUGUCUGAAAUCAUACGCAGACUCGAGGCGAAGGACAAGGUGACUUCUGCCGAGAUUGAGUUGGUCAACGACUUGCGGAGGAAGAAGAAUCAGAAUCAGAAGCAGCAGCAGCAGCAGAAGAAGAAGAAGAAGCAGCAGCAGAAGAAGCAGGAGGAGGAGCAGGAGGAGGAGGAGGAGGAAGAGGAAGGAGAGGAAGAGGAGGAGGAGGAGGAGGAGGAGGAGGAGGAAGAGGAAGGGGAACAGGAAGAGGAGGAAGAGGAAGAGGAAGAGGAAGAAGAGGAGGAAGAGCAAGAAGAGGAAGAGGAAGACGAAGAAGAAGAAGAGGAAGAAGAAGAAGAGGAGGAAGACGAAGAAGAAGAGGAAGAAGAGGAAGAAGAAGAGCCGGAAGAGGAGGAAGAAGAGGAAGAAGAGGAAGAAGAAGAGGAGGAAGAAGAGGAAGAAGAGGAAGAAGAGGAAGAACUUGCUUCAGAAACAAAAGAAGAAGAAGAAGAGGAGGAAGAGGAGGAAGAAGAAGAGGAGGAAGAGGAGGAAGAGGAGGAGGAAGAGGAGGAAGAAGAGGAAGAGGAGGACGAGGAGGACGAGGAGGAAGAGGAGGAAGACGAAGACGAGGAAGACGAAGACAAGGAAGACGAAGAUGAGGAAGACGAAGACGAAGACGAAGACGAAGACGACGAAGACGAAGACGAAGACGAAGACGAAGACGAAGACGAAGACGAAGACGACAAGGAAGACGAGGAAGAAGAAGAUGUUGCAUACCAGGAGGAGGAAGAGGAAGAGGAGGAAGAAGAGGAAGAGGAAGAGGAGGAAGAAGAGCAAGAAGAGGAAGAAGAGGAGGAAGAGGACGAAGACGAGGAAGACGAAGACGAGGAAGAUGAAGACGAGGAAGACGAAGACGAGGAAGAAGAGGAGGAAGACGAAGACGGGGAAGAAGAGGAGGAAGACGAAGACGAGGAAGACGAGGAAGAUGAGGACAAAGAAGACGACGAGGAAGACGAAGAAGACAAUGACGAAGACGAGGAAGAAGAGGAGGAAGAGGAAGAAGAGGAAGACGAGGAAGAAGAGGACGAAGGCGGGGAAGAGGAGGAAGAGGAGGAACAGGAGGAACAGGAAUAGGAAGAAGAGGAAGACGAAGACAAGGAAGAGGAGGAAGGAGAAGAAGGAGGAGGAGAAGAAGGAGAAGGAGGAGAAGAAGGAGAAGGAGGAGAAGGAGAAGGAGGAGGAGAAGGAGGAGGAGGAGGAGGAGAAGAAGGAGGAGGAGAAGAAGGAGGAGAAGGAAGGAGAGGAAGGAGAAGAAGAAGAAGAAGAAGAAGAAGAAGAAGACUGAUAAAAAACAGGCUGAUGA